AUGGAGAAGACCGGAUGCUCUUACGUCCUGUUACCAUUUGACCAUAAGCCAGUAGAAGAAGAUGCCAUGAGCCAGAACUGGGAAGCAGAAUUUUUUGGAACCGUGCACCGCCAUCUCCAAAUGAGUUCUGCGGCUUCUACAUUGAGCUUUGAUACUGCUGAAGCAGACAGGAUAUUCUCACAGCCCAAGGAGACCCUCAUUCAGUUUAAGCUUGCUUUGGUUGGUGAUAGUGGUGCUGGCCAAAAAAAAACUUUGAAAAAACUUAAUUUGACUGGUGACAUUGUAUAUGUAGCCACACUUCAUGCUGAAGUCCACCCACUGGAGUUCCAUACCAACACAAAUUCUACAAAAUUUAAAGUGUCGGGUACUGCUGGUCAGGAGAAGUUUGGUGGCCUUCAUGAUGAUUACUACAUUCAGGAUUAAUGUGCCAUUAUCAUGUUUGAUGUUACCUUUAAAGUCACAUACAAGAAUGUACCUAGCUGGCAUAGAGAUCUUGUACAAGUAUGUGAAAAUAUCCCGAUAGUCUUCUGUGGCAACAAAGUGAUCAUCAAGAACUUCAAGGAAAGAGCAAAGCCCAUUGUGUUCCAUAGAAAGAAGAAUCUUCAUUACUACGAUAUCUCUGCAAAGAAUAUACUACAAAUACACUGCAAAGAACUAACGUACAAUUUUGAAAGACCAUUCUUUCAGCUUGCCAGAAAACUGAUAGGUGAUACUAAUCUUGAAAUUGUAGCCAUGUCUGCUCUUGCACCAACGGAGGUGGUUAUGGAUCCUACACUUGCAGGUGAAGGUGAUGAUCUGUGA
Messenger RNA from Bufo bufo (common toad), 801 nucleotides. RefSeq names its product GTP-binding nuclear protein Ran, testis-specific isoform-like. Gene Ontology annotation, molecular function: GTP binding; GTPase activity. The record is from RefSeq and is a predicted model, not a curated record. NCBI's taxonomy places the organism in Eukaryota, Metazoa, Chordata, Amphibia, Anura, Bufonidae. Gene Ontology annotation, biological process: ribosomal subunit export from nucleus; protein import into nucleus. Gene Ontology annotation, cellular component: cytoplasm; nucleus.